GUCAGUCUGUGUUGUGCGCUCCUUGUAGCAACAGAGUACGUCAGCAUGUCGGCAGACUCAGAGCUCAGCACGCUCCUCAGCAGACGACAGGCUAUCAACGAAGCCCUGGGAGAAGGCAAGGAAGUUAAACCAACCUUCAGACAGGUUCCUCGUAGUAUCUACGCUGAGUUCCACGAGUUCAGCCGAAGACAGGUCAAAGACUAUGAGAACACAUUUAACAAAUUUGACGAGGGUAGAGACGGGUUCCUAGACUUACAAGAGCUCAAAUGGAUGAUGGAGAAGCUUGGAGCCCCUCAGACCCACCUCGGCCUCAAGGCUAUGAUCAAAGAGGUGGAUGAGGACGACGACAACAGAAUCAGCUUUAGAGAGUUUCUGCUGAUCUUCCGCAAAGCCAAAGCGGGAGAGCUUGUAGAGGAGAGUGGCCUCAGCAAGUUGGCUCAACUGACUGAGAUCAGCGUAGAGGAGGUUGGAGUGGGAGGAGCAAAGAGCUUCUUUGAAGCCAAGAUAGAAGAACUAAGUCGAGGUAGCAAGUUUGAAGAUGAAAUAAGACGGGAACAGGAGGAACGGAGGAGAGAAGAAGAAGAGAAAGUCCAGAGGAGAAUAGCGUUCAAAGAAAAAGCGGCCUUAUUCCAGAAUGGCCACUAGCACAAAAUUGUGUUUGUUGUUUUAAUGUCCCUUUUUUUCAUAGUUACAUGUUUGGUCCAAAAUAAUAUUGCAAUCACGAAUUACUAAACAGGAGAAUUCCAGUUUUGAAAAAAAAACAAAUAGUAUUUAUGUACUAAUACACAUUUCUCGAGAAUGCAACAUUUAGUUCUGUCACUUACAAAAUGGGUUCAUAUUAAUUUUAAAAGCCUUCUGUACAAAAUUAAUGAAUCUGAAAACUGAUUUUUCAUUUUACCGUUCACUAAAUUAGUAAUAAGUAGUUAUUAUUGUAAUGUAGAUUAAGUUUAUGUAAAUUGUAUAUAAAUGGAUGGACGUUGUAGGAGAUCUGUUGGUUGUUUGAUAAAUUUUAAGUAGACAAGAUAAAAAAUUAUAUUUAUUUCUUUACAAUAUUGGUACGGUACACUUAAAAUUACAGUGACAUAUUUAGUUUUAUAAAGAAAUACUCAAAAUAAUAGUAACAUUGAAUCAAAUAACUAACAGCUUAAACAAUAAAAAUAAGAAUAGGUGUUUCUGAUUUAUCAACAAAUCCUGUUCAAUUGUCCUAAACUGUUACAAUGUACUAGCCUACUGUAAUACAUUUAAUAACAAGUGUAAAGUUUUUUAAAUACUCUCUCUUUUAUAUUCAUUUCAUAUAACUUGUCAUUAAAAAUAUGGCAUUUAACAAUUUAACUCUUUAACAGAAGAAAAUAUGAUAAGGCCAAUCAUAUCAUUGUACCCAUUGAGGGUUUUAUUUUAAAAAAAUGUCAUCAAUUUAACUUUAGACCACUUUCCAAUAAUAAAAAAUGAAUGGUCUAUAAACAACUUUCUAACCUAUUAUAACUUCGCUUUAAGGUAUAGCAAUUUGUAGUUGUACUAUCUUAUUUUAUCUACUGGUUUUGUUUUAAGAUGUAUCAUUGCCUUAUAUAGAUUAUAAUUUAUUUAUUUACAUGAGAUCAAAUAGUAGAAAUUAGUCAGAUAUAGAUGUAAAUAUUUUUGUAACUUUGUCACCAUGUUUUUGAUGUAAUAAAAUUUUAUGGUAAUUU
Macrosteles quadrilineatus (aster leafhopper) is the source of this 1685-nucleotide messenger RNA. RefSeq names its product EF-hand domain-containing protein D2 homolog. The record is from RefSeq and is a predicted model, not a curated record. The transcript has 4 exons. Lineage: Eukaryota; Metazoa; Arthropoda; Insecta; Hemiptera; Cicadellidae. Bases 46 to 645 code for a protein of 199 amino acids. Gene Ontology annotation, molecular function: calcium ion binding.